This is a messenger RNA of Penicillium soppii, 1290 nucleotides long. RefSeq lists its product as uncharacterized. The record is from RefSeq and is a predicted model, not a curated record. Bases 1 to 1290 code for a protein of 429 amino acids. Gene Ontology annotation, molecular function: NADP binding; NAD binding; oxidoreductase activity. The transcript has 3 exons. Lineage: Eukaryota; Fungi; Ascomycota; Eurotiomycetes; Eurotiales; Aspergillaceae.
AUGUCCAAUCCCAAACCCUCAAUCGGCUUCGUCGGCCUCGGAGCCAUGGGCUUCGGCAUGGCAACCCACCUCGUGAAAGAAGGCUACACAGUCCACGGCUUCGACGUCUUCCCAGCCUCAGUAGAGCGCUUCGCCGCCGCCGGCGGCAUCCCCGCCUCUUCACUACAGGACUCAGCGACGGAUAAGAGCUUCUACGUGUGCAUGGUUGCGUCCGCGCCGCAGGUGCAGAGCGUGUUGUUCGGGGAGAAUGGCGUAGUCGCAGCACUACCGCAAAACGCAACCCUCCUCCUCUGCUCCACCGUCGCAGCAAGCUACGCGCAGUCCGUCCUGGCAGAACUAUCCCGCGUCGGCCGGGGCGAUAUAAACCUCAUUGACGCACCGGUAUCAGGUGGCGCUCUGCGUGCCGCAGCCGGCACGUUGUCCAUCAUGGCGGGUGCCAGCUCUGACGCACUAGCGGCAGGUAAGGAGCUGCUGGAGGUACUAUCUGAUGCAAACAAGCUGUAUCUUGUUCCUGGGGGCGUGGGCGCGGGCAGUAACAUGAAGAUGGUGCACCAGGUGUUGGCGGGGAUUCAUAUUCUUGGUGCUAGUGAGGCGAUGGGGUUCGCUGCGCAGCUUGGGUUGGGGGCGUCUGAGACUGCGGAGGCCAUUCGCGGGUCUGGGGCGUGGACCUGGAUGCAUGAGAAUCGGCUGGGGAGGAUGCUUGGGGAGGAGUGGAAUCCGGGUGCUAGUGCUUUGACUAUUAUAUUGAAGGAUGUUGGAAUUAUUACCACAUCAGCGCGGCAGAGCCAGUUCCCGACUCCGCUGUCUUCGACGGCGGAGCAAGUUUAUCUCUCUGCGCUGCUGCAGGGGUAUGGGGCUUCUGAUGAUUCGUCGAUGGUGCGGCAGUAUUUCGGGGCGCCGAUCAUGAGCGUGGUCGGGAAGGAGGAUGCAGAGGCGCUGCAGCUCGUGCUGGAUUUGAUGGAGGUGACGAAUCUUGUUGCGGCAGCUGAGGCGAUUGCAUUCGCGCAGUAUCUUGAUGUUGAUAUGGAGCAGUUCUUUACUCUUGUUAGUGAUGCUGCGGGGGCGAGUCGGCAGUUUGUCUUGAAGGGACGGGAGAUGAUUGAGGGGCGGGCUGGGGGGGAGACGCUUGAUGCGGCUGCUGCGCGUCUUGAAAAGGCUGUGCAGAGGGCUAGGGAUCUGCAUUGUCCUUUGCAUUUGGGAAAUGCGGCUCUGAGUGUUUUGUUCCUGGCGAAGCGGUCUGGGUUGGGAGCUGAAGGGAGUGCUAGUGUGGUGAAGGCUUUUGGGAAGUAA